AUGCUCAAUAUUGCCGAGCCUCCAGAACUUAGUCACGCACACGGUCUCGCCGAGCGAUUGAUUUUUUCGGAUUGCCGUGACGAGCUAAAUGGUCGAAGUAGGGUUGCGCGUGUAAUCGGAGCACAAUUUAGCUUUGAGUAUCACCACAAUGCUGAUAACAGUAUCUUCGACAUGCGCGGAGUCACGUUUUGCUCAUCUAUAAACCACUUUUGUAUCGCUUGUGCUCCAUAA
Plasmopara halstedii is the source of this 231-nucleotide messenger RNA. RefSeq lists its product as uncharacterized. The transcript has 2 exons. NCBI's taxonomy places the organism in Eukaryota, Oomycota, Peronosporomycetes, Peronosporales, Peronosporaceae. The record is from RefSeq and is a predicted model, not a curated record. The coding region runs from base 1 to 231 and encodes 76 amino acids.